Molecule: messenger RNA, 4359 nt
Organism: Symbiodinium pilosum
Lineage: Eukaryota; Dinophyceae; Suessiales; Symbiodiniaceae
Source: the annotation of a GenBank genome assembly
AUGGAUCGUAUUAGCGAUAUGCGUCACCGCAAACCGGUUGCCAGGGAUGCCGUCUUUGCACCCAGUGCUUACCUCUCCAUCAACACGGCAGGCAAGAUUGUUGUCUGGGUCACCCGCUCGGAAAUGGGCCAGGGUAUCAGCACCGGUUUGCCCAUGCUGGUAGCUGAAGAGCUCGACGCAGACUGGCGCGACAUCACCAUUGAACAGGCAGUGGCCAGUGCAGAAGUAGAUUACGGCCAAUUGUUUACCGCGGCCAGUUCAAGCAUCGCCGGCGAAUUCCACAUGUUCAGGCGAGCAGGUGCUACGGCACGCGCCAUGUUGCUCAGUGCGGCUGCCGAAGAUAUGUCUGUCUCUGAAAAAGAUUGUCUGGUGGCAGACAGCACUAUUACACAUACACCCAGCGGGCAGAGUCGUACCUUUGGCGAUGUUGCAGAGCUUGCAGCCCGCCAGUGGGCACCCGUGCGACCGACACUGAAACAACCCGCCGACUUUAAACUCAUAGGCACGCCGCUGCCUCGACUAGACCUGCGUGACAAAGUCACCGGCCAGGCUGUGUAUGGUUUGGACGUUCGUGUGCCCGAUAUGCUGUACGCAGUUGUCUCACGCCCACCCCACUUCGGCGCUGAGUUGGUGUCUUUCAACGAUACGCAAUCACGCCGCGUGAAAGGUGUUGUUGAUGUUAAACAGAUCUCCACCGGCAUCGCCAUUGUUGCGCAGAGCAGUUAUGCCGCCCUGCAGGGCCGGCAGGCGUUACAGACAACAUGGUCACCAGUACCCGCUGACGCCAUUUCCAGCAGGCAAAUCAGCCACAGAUUAAAAGCUGCGUUAGACCAACCCAGCCAGUUUGUUGAAAACUCCGGCAGCGAACCCCUUGACACCACACAGCUGCAGCAAUAUUCGACACGCUAUGAAGUGCCUUAUCUUGCCCACGCCUGUAUGGAGCCCAUGAACUGUACUGCACACGUGACCAAUAACUUUUGUGAGGUGUGGGCGCCCACCCAGGCGCCGGAAGGCGCAAGACGCACCGCCGCCGCGAUCAGCGGCCUGCACAUCGACCAGGUACGCAUCAAUGUGACGCAACUCGGCGGUGGCUUCGGUCGCCGCGCCGCUGAUGAUUUUGUCCGUGAAACCGUUGAGCUUGCGACGCAAAUAGAUCAGCCGGUACAGGUAUUCUGGUCCCGGGAAGAUGACAUUGGUCAUGCCAGCUACAGGGACGCUGCUGCACACCAGCUCACGGCCUGGAUUGACCCUGUUUCCGCAAAAGUGAUGAAUUGGUCUCAUCAGCUGGUCUCCGCCCAGGCCGGUGAGCACCGGGACAACACCAUGCCUUUCACUGCGCGUAUGGGUUCAGCCGAUUUACCUUACAAUUUUGCGCAUACCAGCCUGGGUUGGUCUUCAGUUCUUGCGCCGCUACCGCUACAGAUCUGGCGCUCGGUGGGUUACUCCUACAACACGUUUGCCGUUGAAUCGUUUGUCAAUGAGCUCGCCGCGCAGGCCAAUAUCGACCCAAUCGAAUAUCGCCUGCAGUUGCUGAGUGACAACCCGCGCAUGACAAAUUGCCUGCAAAAAGUUGCAGACUUAUCUGACUGGCAGCCCGGACCUCGACAUCUGGGUGUGGCGACACACAACUUCGGCUCUACCCAGGUAGCCAUGGUUGUUGAAGUGAGCGGACAGGGCCUGUCGUCCCUGAAGGUAGAGAAAGUCUGGUGUGUGAUCGAUUGUGGCAUUGCAGUGAAUACCGACAGCGUUGCGGCGCAGAUAGAAAGUGGCAUCGUUGACGGAUUAUCUGCGGCACUACAUGGCCAGAUUACUGUUGCAGACAACGCGGUGGUACAGAGCAAUUUCCACAACUACCCGCUGCUGCGCAUGAACGAGGCGCCGGACAUCGACGUUGAAAUUGUGCCCAGUACCGCGUACCCCAGCGGCGUUGGCGAGGCCAGCCUGCCCGGCGUCGCGCCAGCACUGACCGCCGCGUUACAGCACAUGACCGGCGAAUGGAUUCGAACAUUGCCAAUCGCGCUUCUCCUGGACAGCCAGGUGAGUGAGGCAGAGUGGUCGAUCCGCCAGGACCUUGCCUGUUUGUAUCGUGUUGUUGCCCAUCACGGGUGGGACGAUUUUCUGUUUACCCACCUGUCGGUGCGUAUCCCCGGACCUGAACAUCAUUUCCUGCUGAAUCCACUGGGUUUGUACUUCGAAGAAAUCACCGCUUCGAGCCUGGUCAAGGUGGACGUGGACGGCAACAAGGUCAUGGAUACACCUUAUGACGUCAAUCCAGCGGGCUUCACCAUUCAUUCGGCGGUGCACAUGGCACGUGACGAUGCACAUUGUGUCAUGCAUCUGCACACUGACGACGGCGUUGCCGUAUCGGCUCAGGAAUCUGGACUGUUACCCAUUACCCAGCAUGCCAUGCAACUGGGUGAGAUUGCCUAUCAUGACUACGAAGGUGUGGCCCUGGAUCUGGACGAGCGCGCACGUAUAGUCGCCGACCUGGGCACACGCCAGUGCAUGCUGCUGCGCAACCACGGCACACUUACCGUGGGCCAGUCCUGCGCAGACGCUUAUAUGGCCAUGUACUAUCUGGAGCGUGCCUGCACCAUGCAGGUUCGUGCGCUGAGCGGCGGCACAGCCAUCUGUCAGCCACCACAAGGCUCAGCAGAAAAGGCCGCGAACCAGAGCAAAGGAUUGUUCGACGGUCGUAUCGGUCCGCUGGCCUGGGACGCGGCGUUCAUCAACCUGAUCAAGCCUACCAUUGCAAUUGAAAUCCAGGGUGACGGCCAACGCUACCAGCUGGGGGUGCAAACGCGGGCGAAUCUGAACUACUGGGUCGAUGUAGACAGCCCAACCCAGUGGCAGACUUUCAGCUUCCCACUGGCUCAGCUUGUCGCAAAACGCCGCGGGCGCAUUGUUGCGGAUGCCGCGCCUUUAGAAGCCCUGGAUAUCACCGGUUUUAACCUGAUGAUCAGCCACGGCCAGCAUGGCCCUUUCACGUUGCAGCUUCGCAACCUUUCCCUGCAGGAGGUAAUAGGCAUACCUGGCACCAUGGCCGGACUUGCCCUCAGCAUUGCCAUGAUUUUUGACGCCAUUACCGACCCGUUAGCGGGGAUUGUCAGCGAUCGCAUGCAGUCGCGCUGGGGACGGCGCCAUCCGUUCAUGUUUGUUUCAGCCUUCCCACUGGUGAUCUGUUUUAUCGCCCUGUUCUCCCCACCGGACACCUUAAGUGACAUGGGCCACUUUCUGUGGUUGACGGGGUUUGCCGUUCUGGUGCGCGGCUCCCUGACCUUUUUUUAUGUGCCACAUCUGGCCCUUGGCGCGGAGCUGGCGCAGGACUAUAACCAGCGUUCCACGCUGUUUGCCCUGAGUACCGUGUUUUCAAUCACCGCCAUGGCUGUGGUGUCUUUUGUCGGCUAUCGCUACUUCUUUCCCACCACCGAGCUGUACAGCCCCGGCACCCUCAACCCUGCUGGAUAUGCACCCUUUUCAAUGUUCUUUGCGGGCAUGAUGUUUGUCGCCAUCAUGCUGUGUGUGUUCGGCACGGGCAGCGAAAUCAAACACAUGCGGGUAAAUCGAGUCACCACCGCCCUGACCUUUAAGAACAGUUUUAUGGAUUUUAAGGCGGUGUUUGGCAACCGCUCUUACCGGCUGAUUUUAUUUGGCAUGUUGCUGUCUACGUUUGCUAUCGCUGUAGAAAGCAUUCUCAGCCCGUUUAUGGGUGUUCAUUUCUGGGGAUUGACCACAGAAAGUCUGGCGACCAUCUCAUUUGGUACUUUGAUCGGUUUAUGGAUUGGCCUGCCGCUGGCACCCUGGUUCACGCGUCUGCUGGAUAAACGCCUGGCGCUGGUUCUGCCUGCGGUGUUUGUGGUAAUCAACGCCAAUGCAGCCUUGUGCAUGCGCCUGUUAGACGUCUCAUGGUUUCCUGACAACGAUUCACCCUGGAUCUACUGGAUUUAUUUCCUGCGGUAUCUUUUGCAAGGUAUCUGCCUGCCGGUGAUCUUCGCCAGCUUCAACUCCAUGUUUGCCGAUAUCUCAGAUGAAGUUGAACUCGAAACCGGGGUCAGACGGGAAGGCGUGAUUUAUGCCUCCCGUUCUUUUGCUGCAAAAAUAACAAGCGCGAUGGGCGCGUUGCUUGGUGGUGUGGUUUUAGAUGUGAUUGCAUUCCCUCGGGGCGCCAUCGCCGGCACCGUGCCAGAAGAGACCUUAUGGUGGUUAGGCUUUAUGGAGGGCCCCGCAACAAGCCUGCUGUCUAUUUGCGGCGUCCUGCUUUAUCUGCGCUACGGCAUAGACCGGGUGCGCCACGCAGAAAUACGCACGGCCAUCGCCGCGCGUGAUGCAUCUAAUGAAGUAGGUGCCGCGGAUAAAUAG